AUGAAUAAGGGCGACAAAAUCAAUGGAGAAGAUGUGUGGCAAGAUCGAGAGAUUCGCUUUGAUGUUGAUGCAAGAAUGUUACGACUAAUCCCGGGAGAGGUUCUUGUAGAUAAAAUUGAUAAUGUUGAAGACACGAAGGGGAAUAAUGGAGAUCGAGGAGUGAUGAGGGUGACGAAUUUGAGAUUGAUCUGGCAUGCAAGUGCGAUGCCGAGAAUCAAUCUUUCAAUCGGUUAUUCAACGGUGAAUGGGAUAUCGGCAAAGAAAGCCAACUCGAAAAUUCGUGGUGAAGUUGAAUCACUUUACAUUAUGGCCAAAGCUCCAUCCACUCGUUUUGAGUUCAUUUUUACGGCUCUCAAUCCAGGAAAUGUUCGACUUUUUACAACCGUCAUGUCGAUUCACCGGGCUUACGAAACGACAAAAAUGUAUCGAGAGUUGAAGAUGCGUGGAGCUGUGGUCGAUGAGAAUGAACAGCUGCGGAUUUUACCUCUAGAGCAACAAGCUGAUCGGAUGGGUGGAGUUUGGAAUCUGAGCAGCGAUCAAGGAAAUCUGGGUGUCUUUAUCAUCACAAAUGUACGCGUUGUUUGGUAUGCGUCGAUGAAUCCCCAAUAUAAUGUUUCCAUUCCCUAUCUACAGCUUUUUAGCUGCAGAGUUCGUGACUCAAAAUUUGGAUUGGCUCUGGUUCUGGAAACCACUUCUACAAGUGGCGAAUAUGUGCUGGGAUUCCGGAUUGAUCCAGAAGAAAAACUACAACAGGUAUGCAAAGCGAUUCAAUCGCUACACAAAUCUUUCAUGAUGAAGCCAGUGUUUGGGGUACAAGUGACACGAGAGAGACCGGCAACGCCUCGUUUGGGCGCAACAGAAGCCAUGGAUACGGUAGAGGAUGAUGUGGAGGUGUUGGAAAAAAUGGGACGACCUGACGCUUUUGCUGCCUAUUUCUCGGAUGGAAUUGUUUCCGAGGAACCAAGACUACCGGUUUUCUCGGAGGAAUUGGGGCUGGCCGUCGAGCAGCUGAAACAUGAGCGAUUAAAGCUUCUCAAUGUCGGAAAGAUGUCGAGAAUGACUGGUAAAAGUGGUCAAAACGGUAGAAGCGAUCGUCACAAAUCCGAAUCCAGCUCCGACACCGAUCGAGAACUUUAUCGAGCGGCAAAACGCGAGCACUCUCCACCGCGAAAAAGGAAGGACCAUUCAAGGAACUCUCCACCGCCAAUGAGUCGCAGCCGCCGAUCUCGAUCUCCAUCGCCAUCAAAUUCACGGAGGGGAGACUUUCGAGAAAAAAGGCGCUCUCGGGAUCGCUCAAGAUCAAAAUCUAGAGGGGAUCGGCGACGCAAAGAUGAGAAGCGAAGACGUGGUCGGUCAAAGUCUUCCGAGAAAGAUCGUAAAAAGAGUGAACGAAAAUCGAAGCGAAAAAGAUAUAGCUCUGGAGAGUCUACGGAUGAUCUUGUUGAACUUCGCGAGGGCUCAACAUUGGGCAGUUUGAUAAAGAAAAAACAAGGCGAUUCCGAGCACAAAAAGAAAAAGAAGAAAGGCUCAAAAGACUCUAGUUCUUCAUCGACGAGUUUUGAUGAUGAGACGCCCAUCGAGCGUUCAAAGAUUGCUGGAUUGCAGGCACCAAGUAAUGGAUAUUACCUGCCGUAUGGAGCUUCUCUUCCUAAUACUGGUGCAGGCCCAUCAGGAAUUGUGUUUAAUUCGGGCGAUCAGGCGCCAUCCAUUUCAACUUUCCACAUUCCUAUGCCACCCGGACCAGCUCAAACAUAUUCAGUGAUGAAUAUUCCCGUACCGCCUCUGAUGGCUCAACCGAUCCAUGGAGCUGUUCAUCAAUCUGCUCAAAAUCUCCCGCCAACCAUUGCAUCGGCACCCAUUCAUGCCCACUUUUCUUUGCAACAAUCACAGCAGAUUGUUGCCAACAUUGCACCCUCAACUCUGGCAGAACCCGUCUUGACCCAUCUACCUCCACAGGCACCUCACCAGCCUGUUCGUAGAAAGCGUCCAACGGUUCUUAAUGCCGUUCAACGACCAGUCCAUUUUGAUCCAUGGGGUGUUGGAUUUGUCGAGCAAUACGAUGUUAAAGAUCAAGUUGGAGAAGGAACUUAUGGACAAGUUUACAAAGCCGUGAACAAAUUUUCAGGUGAGCAAGUUGCUUUAAAGAAAGUUCGGCUGGAAAACGAAAAAGAGGGCUUUCCGAUCAGCGCGGUUCGUGAAAUCAAGAUUCUUCGUCAACUAGACCACAAAAAUAUUGUCCGCUUGAUAAACAUUGUCACCGAUAAGACUCAAGUGGCAGAUUGGCGCCACACGAAAAAUUCAUUUUAUCUUGUUUUUGAAUAUGUUGAUCACGACUUGAUGGGACUUUUGGAGUCUCACAUGGUUACUUUUACUGACGAACAGAUUGCUGGCUUAUUUAAACAGUUGCUAGAGGGUCUCGAGUAUUGCCAUGCCAAAAAUUUUCUUCAUAGGGAUAUCAAAUGCUCAAACAUUUUGGUGAACAACAAAGGGGAGUUGAAACUCGCAGACUUUGGAUUGGCUCGAUUAUUUUUGCACGAUGUCGAUCGUCCGUACACGAAUCGGGUUAUAACACUGUGGUAUCGACCACCUGAGUUGCUGCUCGGUGAAGAAAAGUAUGGUCCAAGUGUAGAUGUAUGGAGCGUUGGAUGUAUCUUGGGCGAACUUUACAACAAGAAACCGCUCUUCCAAGGUCAAACAGAACAAUCGCAGUUAGACCUAAUCACUAAGAUUUGCGGCUCACCAACUCCGCAAAACUGGCCGGAUGUGGCGAAUUUGCCUCUGUACCCUACUUUUAUUGCAAAGCGGGUGCAUCCAAGAAAUCUAAAGACAGCGCUUGCAUUUAUUCCUCGGGCAACACUGGAACUACUAGAUAAAUUGCUGGCCCUCGAUCCAAAAAAACGCCCAACGUGCUCUGAAGCACUCCGCCAUCCUUUUGUUGCAAAUAUUGAUCCCAACAAGGUAAAACCUCUAAGCCUGCCUAUUGAACAAGAUUGUCACGAGUUGUGGUCGAAACGAUUGAGAAAAGAGAGGCAAAUGCGGCUGCAAAACUCUUCACAGCAAAAUCUUGUUGAGGCAGCUUCACCGGAACAAAUGGAUACCACUCGUAAAGAAAGACCGGACAUAGUUGCCAUGUUGAUACAAAAACGCUCGAUUGGUUCGAUCCUCGCGGCGGUAGAGCAGCUCACGGACAACGAAGCCGAAGAGACUUUGCAGAAAUGCAUGAUGCAGAAGAUCCCAAAGUUUCCGUUUGACAGAUCGCGCCCAGCACGCAUGCAACUUAACGAUUUGAUACAAGAUCUUCUCAAAUCUUCGGCGCAGUCAAAAGGUGCUUUUCCGGAAAACAAAGCUAAAGCA
Mesorhabditis belari is the source of this 3354-nucleotide messenger RNA. NCBI's taxonomy places the organism in Eukaryota, Metazoa, Nematoda, Chromadorea, Rhabditida, Rhabditidae. The record is from the annotation of a GenBank genome assembly.